UAAAAACAGAAGUAGCCCGAGUAUUACGGGGAGCGUAGGAAAAAAAGAAACCGGAGUACAAUCUCCAUCCAUCCUUUUAAAUAAACCUGUGUAUCGGGAAAGUAGUGUUAUAUUUGAUCUAAGCCGACCUUUUUACGUGAAACCGAAACAAAAGGUACACAGGAAGAGGCGCAAAGAAAAAUUUCCAUACUCGAUGACAUUUCAUCGCAAUGUCCGAUCGUUUGGGGCAAAUAACCAAGUCCAAGGAUGGGAAAAGCAAGUACUCCUCGCUCAGCCUGUUUGAUAAGUACAAGGGAAAGUCAAUAGAAACUCAGAAAACUACAGUUGUUCCUCGACAUGGCUUGCAGAGUCUUGGCAAAGUGGCCACUGCCCGGCGCAUGCCGCCUCCAGCUCACCUGCCGAGCCUGAAGUCGGAAAACAAAGGAAACGACCCCAAUGUGAUUAUCGUGCCCAAAGACGGAACAGGAUGGGCAAACAAGCAGGAACAACCAGAUCAAAAGAGUUCUACUGCAUCACCAGUACAGCUGCUGGAGUCGCUGCCACAGCUGCCUUCACAGAAAUCUGUCUCCAAUCUUCAGAAGCCAACACUGGUAGCCAGCCAGGAGAGCACAAAUACAGGUGGACCAAAGCAAUGGGCACAGCUAAAUGGAAAGGCAGUAGAACAAGAUGGUUCAAGGGCCUCAAACCGACUGCAGCCCUUCUCUCACGAGGAAUUUCCGACGCUGAAGGCAGCUGGGGAACAGGACAAGGCUGGCAAGGAAAGAAACGCCUUCGAUCUGUCGUAUGGGCCCGGACCAAGCCUCCGCCCCCAGAAUGUGACGAGCUGGAGGGAGGGUGGUGGGAGGAACCUUCACCCCACGACCUCACCCGCUGCCCUUUCCGCCGAGCCAGAGGGCAAGAGCAACGGGCCAGCUGAGGUGACCCCGCCCCCUCCCUCUGCCCCCGCCCCCUCCAGCACCACCACCUCCUCCUCCUCUUCCUCUUCCUCUUCCUCCUCCUCUGCCACCACUUCCGCUCCCCUCCCCCCGCCUCCCGCCGCGGACUCCAAGGACCCCUCCCUCCGCCCCGCCCAGCCCCUCCGCAGGACCGCCCCCUCUGUCCUGCAGUACCAGCAGCACCACCCCACCACCAUCUACCACGACAUGCUGCCCGCCUUCAUGUGCCCCAAGGAGAACCGUGACUCCCCUGUGUCGUCCGAGCUCGGCCCUGCCGUGGUCGCCCCGGUCCGCUUCGACGCCCGGCCCACUUUCAGACAGCCAUUCCCAGCCCCUGAAUCCAUCAACGGUGACAUCAGGAGGGAGAACCGCUUCACCCGCGGCCCCCCUCGCCCCUCACCACGCCCCAUCCGUCGCCCUGGCGACCGGGCCCCCCGUCCCGCCAUCAUCAACCCCGAGGAUCUGAAGGACUUGGACGACCUGGACAACGAUUGCGAGGAUGGCUGGGCAGGUCUCCAUGAGGAAGUGGAUUACAGCGAGAAGCUCAAGUUCAGCGAUGAUGAAGAGGAUCACUCCUCUAGCGAUAACAAGAAGAAGUGGGUCGACUGGGAGCACCAGCGAGAGCGGGAGAGGCAGUCGUCCCUGAGCUCGGGGGAGGGGGUGUACCUCCAGGACGGCCCAGAGGAGGAGGGGCAUCACCGCUACCAGGAGCCAAUCAGGAAGACCAGCGGCAGGUUCACCCCUGCAGACCACGCCACUGCACCGGUGCCGCAGAAAGUGGGAGCCCCGGGCAGCCUCCACCGGGGGGAGUCGGCAGAGGAGAAGGAGGAGCAGCAGCGGCAGGCCCCGCGGGGGAAGUUCGCCUCGGCCGAACUGUCGGAGGCGGUGGAGCGGGCGCGGAGACGCCGUGAGGAGGAGGAGCGGCGUGCCCGCGAGGAGAGGCUGGCCGCCUGCGCCGAGAAACUCAAGAAGCUGGACGAGAAGUUCGGCAAGAGCGAUAGGCCGGCCCCCAGGGACCCUGACGGCAAGGAGCCGCCCCUGUCCCCCGGCAAGGACUCGCCCAAACCCCGCCAGGACAGCUGGCAGUCUGGUACUAAAGAUUCGAUGGAGGUACCCUCGGAGCAGUACUCCGCCCAGGACUACAGAGAGGACGACGCCUCGGGACCCAGCUACCGUAGCGAGGACGACGGGCCAGAGACCACGUCCCCCGUCCCCGACUACGGGAAGUACCCCAAGUCCCUCCCGCCCCGCUUCCAGAAGCAGCACCAGCAGCAGGAGCAGGUGUACAAGGUGCAGCACUGGCAGCAGCAGCCGCCAGGUAACCCCGCCCAGUCCAGCCCCGCCCACCCCCAGCGCGGGUACUACCCCCCUCACGUGCUGGGCUUCGACCCCCGCUGGAUGAUGAUGCCCCCCUACAUGGACCCCCGUAUGACCCAGGGCCGCUCCCCUGUGGAUUACUACCCCACUGCCGUUCACUCUUCAGGAAUGAUGAAGCCCGCGAUGCAGCAGGACCACCUGAACAGCCCGGGGUCAGCCUCCGAUGAGGGGUGCCAUCCCAGCAUGCUCCAGGAGCGGCGGGCUCCUUCGACUGAGCCGUACCCGGUGUGGAGCCAGGAUAAUUACCCAGCUGCCCCGGCUCGCAGCUUCACCCCGCCCUACCAGAGACAGCUCGAGAGCAAGGAGAUGAGCCACUCCGAGGAGAGGAACGAGAGGGCAUGCUCUCAGCCAGACUCUUAUGAGGAGAGGGGGAAGGAGUAUGGAGAUAUCCCAGCUGAAGAGCCCUCUCACCAGGGCUAUCGCCAGAGCAGGAGGCCAGACUCCGCUUUCGGAGAACCCUUGAGGGGCGUGUCGCUAGAUGAGGCUCCUCCGGUCUCCGGACAGAGCUGGUCCCAGCCCUCAGACUCCGAAUACCCCGGCGCGGACUCCAAAGAGUUUGGCCACGGCAGGUACCACAAGGACAGCACAGACUCCCGGGACGAGGUGUUCGAGAGCUCUGGGAAAGAGAAGGGCUUUGAGUCCGACUGCUGGAGGAACGACGUUCCCGCGAAGAAGGAGGGCGGCGGGAUCCAGCCGCAGUGGUCCGACUCGGGUUCGGGAUCCGGCAGCAGCCAGCCCCCCGAGCCCAGCGGCAGAACUCUGACCAGGAGAACCGGGCCAAUCAAGAAGCCGGUGCUGAAGCCCCUGAAGGUCGAGGACAAGGAGAACGAGAAGCCCAAAGUGGAGCCGGAAGAGAAGCCUGUCCCUUAUAGGCUGGAGAAGGAGGUUCUCACUAACGUGUACGACCUGAAGAAGGAUGCCAACCAGCCCCUGAGUAACAGGCACUCGGUUACCCCGGUGAUGGCUGUGCCGGAAGAGAAGCACUCCGCCCUGUCGAAGGCAGAGAAGCCUAGCCCCUCUGCUGAGGAACCCCCGAAGGAGAGCUGCUGGUCGAGUGGCAAAGCCCAGGACAGAGAUCCCUCGGAGAGCAGGGACCCUCCGGCCCCGCGCCGGAACAACUGGAUCUUCAUCGACGAGGAGCAGGCCUUCGGCGGGGCCAGAGGGACCGGGCGUGGCCGGGGGAGGGGCUUCAGGGAGUUCAGCUCCCGAGGGGGCGGCCGGGGAGGGCGAGGAGAGAACUCCAGAGGGGGCUACAACAACAGCAGCAACAUCAAUGCCCAGCGGGCGGGCCGAGGGCGCGGCGUGCGGGAAUUCGGCAAGCCCGAGGACGUGCAGCGGGGCAAGCCGCGGCGGCGCAACGUGAGCGAGACUCUGAGCGAGACGUCCGAGUACGAGGAGCUGCCCAAACGCCGCCGCCAGAAGGGGACGGAGAAUGGGGAGGCGGGGUACCCCGAACCGGGGGGCACCAGGAAGGUGGACAACAGGGAUUCCUGGAGGUCCAACAAGGUGUACAUGGACGACCAGGGCGGGGAGGUCCGGGACAAGACCAAAGCCACCCGCGGAUUCGGGCGUUCCCUCCCUCCCCGGCUCACUAACACCGGGUACAACCGGGGGUUUGGGUCCCGGGAGAUGUCCACCUGGAGGGGUAGGGGUGGCCAGUUCGGAGGCGGUCCCGUGCAAGAGAACGGGUAUGGUCUGGGGACGGAGACCUUUUCCAGGAGACCUCUCGAGCGAGAGCCCCUGCGUUACAACCAGAAGUACCCCGGCUCCUUCGCGGAGAACGGCGCCGAGGAGCGAGGAGGAGAGGGCGACUACUACCUGGACGGCGACAAUCCGGACAACCGCCCGCUGCGGCGGCGCCGCCCCCCUCGGCAGGACAAGCCGCCCCGUUUCCGGCGCCUGCGGCAGGAGAGGGAGCCUGGGGGCCAGUGGAACAGCGAGGAGUACAUCAACGGCGAAUUCGCCAGCCACUGGCCCGCGCGGCCCAAAGGUGGUGAGGAGAGCGGGCCUGGCCACCACCCCCGGGGGAGGGGCCACCAGGACCAGGCGGAGGACUGGGAGACUGGCUCGGAGAACAGCGACUUCAGCGAGCGGCAGGAGAGGCGGGGCGGGGCUUCUCAGACCGACGUCCCCUCGGACUCGGGGCACAGUGAGCCUGGCGCCGGCGAAAAGAGGGAGCUCUCCAAGAGGAGCUUCUCCAGCCAGCGCCCUCUGGUGGACAGGCAGAACCGCAAGGGAGACGCCGCCAUCCUGGAGGGCAGCAAGCUGUCCCGGCCCGCAGACGCCUCUGCAAAACCAGCUUCGUCCAGCAGGAGUGACGGGUGGCAGAAUGGAAUGUCUCCCAACAGCAAGAGGAGUCCCGAGGACACAGCCUCCGGGUUGAGCUCCGGUUCGGUCUAUAGCGUGGAGCCGUCUGAAGACAGCCCCCCCAGCGUCUCCGUCGAACCGUCGGGGAAGAAGGCGGAGAAGGACCUGAGGACCGGCUGCCUGAAGGGGGACAAGGAUGAGCCCCUGACCCAGUAUGACCCCAGCAGUUACCCACUAGAGGGCGACACAGGGGCCGCCGUGCCUGGUCCAGAGGGCUUCCCGGAGGUCCUCUCCAAAAAGCAGCGCCGCCAACAGGAAGAGGAGCGCAGGAAGAAGGAGCAGGGGGCACCAGUGCCUGUUAAGAACAGAACAAUAACCUCAAAAAUGCCCCCUCGCUUUGCCAAAAAGCAGGGAAGCAUCACUAUGGAGCAAACGGAGGAAGUGAUUUCAGCCAGCAACCUGGGCACUGAGAUCUGGGAGACCAAUAGCACAGCUCUCACUGUCCAGUCUUCUGGGGGAGACUCCUGGACAAAGCCGGUGUCGUACACCGGUGGGGAACCGAACUCUGAGGUGUUUAAAGGGAGUCAGACUGACAGUGGCAUUGACCUGAGCGCUGAGUCUCAGGGAUCCUCUGCAAACUCCUCCCAGAGAAGUUCCCCUUAUGGCACCCUCAAGCCAGAGGAAACCAACGGGUCCGCCCAGGCUGAGGCAAAUACCGACGGUCCCAAAGACCUGCCACCCAAGCAGAUGGAGCAGAAGGAUUCGGACGCCGGCCCAGAACAGAACAAGGAGCACAAGCCCGGCCCGAUCGGGAACGAGCGAUCCCUGAAGCACCGCAAGGGCUCGGAGGGCGUGGAGCGCCUGGAGGGCCCGGUCGCCCCCGUCAACGGAGUGGACAACGUCAUCCCCGUGCCGCCCAUCGAGUUCGGCGUCAGCCCCAAGGACUCGGACUUUGCCCUGCCCCCCGGCUCCACCCCAGUGCCUGUGUCCAACCCCGUCACAAAGCUGCAGGACGCCCUGGCUGGCAACGCUGCCCUCACUCAGGCCAUCCCUAUGCUACGCAGAGACCACCUGCAGCCUGGCAUCAACCUCAACCCCAUGUCUUUCCCCAGCGCUGACCUCACACUCAAGAUGGAAUCUGCGCGGAAGGCCUGGGAGAACUCGCAGUCCCUCCCCGAGCAGGGCUCCCCGGGGGCCCCCGGCUCGGCCGGCCAGCCCCCCUGCAGCGCCGGCUCCUCCAGCGGCGUCAGCUACAGCUCCUUCGGGGGCGUCUCCAUGCCCCCCAUGCCCGUGGCGUCGGUGGCUCCCUCCGUCUCCAUGCAAGGUAACCACAUUCCCCCUCUGUACCUGGAUGGACAUGUGUUCCCCAGUCAGCCUCGCCUGGUGCCCCCCACGAUGACUCAGCAGCAAAGCUAUCAGCAGGCGGCCGCCGCCCAGCAGAUCCCCAUCUCCCUGCACACCUCUCUCCAGGCCCAGGCCCAGCUGGGCCUCCGGGGGGCGCUGCCUGUCUCCCAGUCCCAGGACAUGUUCAACUCCAUCCCUCCUUUCAGGUCCCAGGUGUACAUGCACCCCAACCUGUCUCAGCCCAGUGCCAUGGUGUUGUCUGGGGGAGCCCCCCUGAAGGGGCCCUACUCGGCCUUCCCCGGAAUGCAGCCCUCGGACAUGGUCAAGCCCCAGUCCGGGUCUCACUACCAGCCCAUGAACGGCAGCCAGCCGCUGGUGUACGAUGGGCAGAUGAACCAGGCGCCCGGCAUGGGCACCUCCCAGCUCAUGGACUCCCAGCUGAUCCAGGUGACCAUGCCCCUGCCCGGCUCCACGCUGCGCUACGGCUCGGCCCAGCAGCACCUGAUCCUGCCCCAGUCCAUCCAGCUCCAGCAGGGCCAGAACCUCUCUGUGGGGGGCCCCCGGCGUAUGCUCCCGCCCGGCUCACAGCCCCCGGUGCUGCCCGGGAACAGGGAGACCUCUCAGAUGGAGAUGAAGGGCUUUCAGUUUGCGGAUAAGCCCAACCAUUCGCCUGGCAUGUCAGGAGGCUCCUACAGGCCCGGUUCUGCCAGCCCUAGUGGGAAGCCAUCAGGCCCUGGGGGUCCCACCCCUGUGGCCCCUCUUCCUGGACACUACGCUCAACAGGUGCCCCCACCCCAGGGCAGCAUGGUGAUGCACAUCCGCCCCCCCGCCACUGGCCCCUUCCCAAACCCCAUCCAGCGGCCCGUCAUGCAGGUCAACAAGACCGUAAUAAUCCGCUCCCCCCCCUACCCCAGCCCUGGCCGCGAGCCGCCCCCCUCCACCUCCCCCGCCACCCCCGACUCUUCCACCCCAGGUCCUGAGGAUGGCAUGAAGAUGAAGACCCAGCGGGACGUUUGCCAGGGCGUGAGCGAGGGGAAGGGACCAGCGGGGGGGAUGUCGGGCAAGCUGCAGGAACCUUUACCCCCGGGCCAGAUCAAACCGGCCCGCACCGGAGCCAUCAAGCCUCAGUCCGUUAAGAUGGAGGAGGGCAAGGCCUAGACUGGGAUCCCAAACUGCGUCGUUCGGCACAAGACAUCAGCGGCUCGCCAUCGUCACACAGAGACCACUCGCGUCCCUUCCACAUCGGCUCUCAGUGGCUCCAAACGGGCCCCCCCAACUCCCGGGAAUCUCAAAACAACCGGACACUAUUAUUAAACACAGCAUAUAAAUAUAUAUAUAAAUAUAUAUAAAUAUAUAGACACAAUAGUUCUGGGACACACUUCUUCUAAGCAGACUCUUCAACUUCACUUUAUUUAUUAACACGUAUAUCCUUUACAAGAGAAGAAUCAUGGUUUAAAAAGAAAAAUUUGCAUUUUUUUAUUAUUAUGUUGCUCCCCAUCUUAAGGAAAUGCUAGAGAUCAGAAAUGUAAAUGCCACUUCCUGCAGCGCAGCCAGGUCCCCAACACCACCC
Megalops cyprinoides (Indo-Pacific tarpon) is the source of this 7533-nucleotide messenger RNA. It is a transcript of the gene prrc2b, whose product is annotated as proline-rich coiled-coil 2B. The transcript has 32 exons. The record is from RefSeq and is a predicted model, not a curated record. The coding region runs from base 210 to 7121 and encodes 2303 amino acids. Gene Ontology annotation, biological process: cell differentiation. NCBI's taxonomy places the organism in Eukaryota, Metazoa, Chordata, Actinopteri, Elopiformes, Megalopidae.